Andrographis paniculata is the source of this 1800-nucleotide messenger RNA. RefSeq names its product 7-hydroxymethyl chlorophyll a reductase, chloroplastic. Gene Ontology annotation, cellular component: chloroplast. Gene Ontology annotation, biological process: chlorophyll cycle. Lineage: Eukaryota; Viridiplantae; Streptophyta; Magnoliopsida; Lamiales; Acanthaceae. The record is from RefSeq and is a predicted model, not a curated record. The transcript has 19 exons. Gene Ontology annotation, molecular function: 7-hydroxymethyl chlorophyll a reductase activity. Bases 141 to 1523 code for a protein of 460 amino acids.
GAGUGAAUGUCGAAUGAGUUAACUGGACUCGUUACAAUACACACGUCGUAGAAAAGGAAGAUACGGUUGUUCAGUUUUGUGUGGAGCAGAAGCACUGAUAAUACAGACGAACUGUUUUGUAGGUUGCAUUGACAGUGGCAAUGGCAAUGGCAACGGCGAUGGCCACCGGACUCCUCUCCUCUACUCAUUUCUCCCGCUCUAUCUUGUGCUCGUCUUCCACAGAAGGCACCAGCUUUAACUCUGCGAAGCUAAGAGAUGACUGGAGGCAAAAGUCCAGGCCAAUUCCUCCCGGCGGAACCUACCCAGCCAAGGACCAUUGCAGCCGCUGUGGUUUGUGUGAUACCUACUAUAUUGCACAUGUGAAAAAUGCGUGCGCCUUCUUGGGGGACGGCAUGUCUAAUAUUGAAGUUCUUGAGCCCAUCGUCCAUGGACGAGGUCGGAAAGCAGAUUCACUGGAUGAGACUUAUAUGGGAGUUUAUGAUAAUUUGUUUUAUGCUCGGAAAACCAAUCCUGUUGAGGGGGCCCAGUGGACUGGUAUAGUGACUACAAUUGCUAUGGAAAUGCUUAGAACUGGCAUGGUUGAAGCUGUUGUCUGUGUGCAAAGUGAUCCAGAAGAUAGAUUUACUCCCAAGCCUAUCUUGGCAAGAACACCAGAGGAAGUUCUUGCUGCUAAAGGAGUAAAGCCAACGCUAUCCCCCAAUCUGAAUACUUUAGCGCUGGUUGAGGCUGCUGGUGUGAAGCGUCUUCUUUUCUGUGGUGUUGGAUGCCAAGUACAAGCACUAAGAUCAGUGGAGCAUUACCUGAAUUUGGAAAAGCUUUAUGUUCUUGGAACUAAUUGCGUGGAUAAUGGGACACGAGAAGGCUUAGAUAAGUUUCUUAAGGCAGCUAGUUCUGAUCCAGAAACUGUUCUUCAUUAUGAAUUCAUGCAAGAUUACAAGGUUCACCUGAAGCAUUUAGAUGGUCAUAUUGAGGAGGUUCCAUAUUUCUGCCUACCAGCAAAUGAGUUAACUGAUGUGAUUGCUCCUUCCUGUUAUAGCUGUUUUGACUACACAAAUGGCUUAGCAGAUCUGGUCGUAGGUUACAUGGGUGUCCCGAAAUAUGCUGGAAUAAGCAUGACUCAACAUCCACAAUAUGUCACUGUUAGGAAUGAACGUGGAAAGGAGAUGCUAGACCUGGUAAAAGAUCUUUUGGAAGUUACCCCCACAAGUAGUCAGGGCAACAGGCGUCCAUUUGUCAUGGAAACUGUAAAGGCAGAUGAUAAUGCUAAGUUAGGGAAAGGUCCAUCCCAGACAGUGCCAAUAUUUGUUGGCAACUUAAUAGCUUUUAUUUUAAAUCUGAUUGGGCCUAAGGGUCUUGAAUUUGCUCGUUAUUCCUUGGAUUACCACACUAUCAGAAACUAUCUUCAUGUAAAUCGUGCUUGGGGGAAACAAAGAGCGGAUAGGCACAUGCCGUCAUAUGCAAAGAAACUAGUGUCUAUGUACAACCACAAGGGAGAAAUUGAUCAGAUGCUCUCUGCUAAGUGAUGAACUUCAGAGCCAGACCGUGGGAUAGAAUUUAUUUCCAUGUAUGUCAAACAUGUACUUUGAUAUGAUUUUGUUUAGGCCCUGAUGUUGGUAUUGUGUAUACAGUUGAAAAGGGUCUUUCUUGUCAUGCACAGGCAUAUUGCUUGCACUUUUUAUAAUUCUACAUUAUUAAGAUGUGGGAUCAUUGCCAGCUUCAGGAGUAAGAACAUCAAUGUCUAUUUGGAGACACAACUCACUAUAUUCUGUACUUGUAAGAGAGAAGCCAUACAUUGUUCUU